Trichoderma asperellum CBS 433.97 is the source of this 1443-nucleotide messenger RNA. RefSeq lists its product as uncharacterized. The record is from RefSeq and is a predicted model, not a curated record. Lineage: Eukaryota; Fungi; Ascomycota; Sordariomycetes; Hypocreales; Hypocreaceae.
AUGUCAACCCUAUUUAGUCAGUUAGAGGACCUCAUUCGCUCUGGGCAUGAGGGACAUGCUAGCGCUGCCUCUGUAUUAGCCCAGCUAGGCACUCCUUGCGCCUCAGUCGCCAUCAUGGAAGAUGGUGUAAUAUCAUCUCACUGUUUUUCGACUGGCAAGGAUGACACAGAGACAAUCUUCCAAGCUUGUAGCAUAUCGAAGCCAACGUUUGCGGUCGCUUUGAUGAAACUCGUUGACCAAGGCAAGCUUAGCCUUGAUGGCUGCAUCGGCGAUUUAUUGCCACAGGAUGUUUUGGAUAUAUUGACAAAAGAUGCAUCUUCUGCUCGGAUAUCUGCCAUCAAGAGCAUCACCGUCUCCCAGCUUCUAAGCCAUACCUCUGGGCUCUCCCAAGGUGGCUUCCCCGGCUACUCUGUCUUGGACGAUGCUCGGAUUCCAACACCGCGUGAGGUGUUAGCUGGCGCAUAUCCUGUCAAUACUAAAGACGUGCACUUGCAAGGAUUUCCGGGCCAGUCGCUAUCCUACUCCGGCGGUGGAUUCACAGUCCUUCAGUUUGUCUUUGAAAGCAUUACGAAAAAGGACUUGCCCACAGCAAUGCAGGAUAUAGUACUUGGACCUCUAGGCAUGACAAGAUCUUUCUACAAUGAACUACCACCCGAGGAGAAAAACUCAGCAAAAGCACACUAUACCGGCUACACUCCCUGCGAGGAUGCUCAGCGUGUCAACCCUGAACAAGGUGCUGCGAGCUUAUGGACUACACCCAGCGACAUCUUGAAACUGGUCAGAGCCGUACAGCAAUCUCUCCAGAGCUCUGAUAAUAGCGGAUUCCUUCGACAGGAAACAGCCAAGACCAUGUUGACGGUCGUAGAUCUAGACAUUGCCCAUUCAUGGUUUAUACCCGGAGAUUCACGAACAGUCUUUUCGCACGGCGGCAGCAACUGGCCCGGCUUCAGAACGUAUGUUGCGGGGUAUGCGAAUCUUCCUGGUGGAAGCAAAGUCGAAGUGCCAAAGAAUUGCGGCAUCUCUAUCAUGACGAAUUCGGCAGAGGGAGACUUUACCAUAUGGAAACUCUUGCAAGCCAUACCUUUCCUUAAGAAGUGGCCAGAGAUUCCUUAUCCAAUAGGCUAUCCAACAAUCGUGCCAUUGGGAGCGCCCAAAGCAGAAGUUGAUGCCGGAUGGAAGCGUUGGCUGGGCAAUUGGACUUGCGGCAAGAAGAGUUGGAGUAUUCAGGCCGACGAGACUGGCCGACCAGCUAUUCGGUAUGAUCAGCUGCUGCCUUUCCCGCUCGUGGAGGCAGCGAUGGCAGACGCAAAGGUCGACAGCGGAGCAGAAGUGAUGAACUUGGUGGUGGAUGGUCUGGAAGUGUUGAUACGGUUGCGCGAUGAUGAUACAGUAGAAGUGAUCAAUGGGAAGAGCUCAAAAACAGUCAAGUUAGCUAGGGCUUGA